Styela clava is the source of this 3533-nucleotide messenger RNA. Its product is annotated as thiamine transporter 2-like. Gene Ontology annotation, molecular function: folate:monoatomic anion antiporter activity; folic acid binding. The record is from RefSeq and is a predicted model, not a curated record. Gene Ontology annotation, cellular component: basolateral plasma membrane; apical plasma membrane; plasma membrane. Gene Ontology annotation, biological process: folate transmembrane transport. Lineage: Eukaryota; Metazoa; Chordata; Ascidiacea; Stolidobranchia; Styelidae.
CAAGUUUCAGUGGAAGAGUGGCUAUUUCUGUCUUUUGGUAUUUGCUUAAUGAUCCUGUUUGAUGGUUUUCCAAAGCAAUUAAGAUACUGUUUUUAUUGGCAUCUUCAAGUAUGCAAAUAUGGAAUAUCUGUUCUGACAUAAAAAAAUUGCAUACAAUCGAGACUGAAGGAAUUCAGAAUUGUUGAAUUGACAUGAUUGAUUGCUUGGCAACGACGCAUCCUUAGACCAUCGCAUUACAUUUCGCAGAUUGAAUGAUUUGAAGCAGCGGUUCCCAAACUUUUUAUUCAUGCGGCGCCUAAUUACUGAAUUAUCAGAGAAAAAACUGAGAAAAAUUGCUGCCUUCAAUCAAAUAAAUCUCAGUUUUGUUAUCGGUGACGAGUACUUAAUGCUUUUUGAAGUUUGUAAAAAUAUGGGCCCAAAGAAUAAAGACAAUGUCAACUCUUCUUGCCUUUGAAAUACUAAAUAAAUCACUCAUGCUUGCUAAACUCGGUAGCCUACCGCACAUAAAUAAACUGCAGCUCAUGAAAUUGCAACAAGUAUUGUCUACCUCUAUUUUAUGUGACAAUAGAGACGGACACAACAUAACAGACAUACAAGUCAAUAACAUAGGAAGAUUUAUGGAGCAUUCAAGACAUGAACGCAGUUGGCUGGGACCAACAAUUUUGUUGUGCAGCUAUGGGUUUUUCACGUAUAUCAAACCAUCAGAACCGUACAUAACUCCAUUUCUUAUGGGUCCGCACAAGAACCUGUCAGCAGAGGAAAUUGUAAAUCAGAUUUAUCCAGUUUGGUCUUACUCUUACACUGUGUUUCUUGUGCCGAUAUUUCUCCUGACGGAUUAUCUGAGAUAUAAGCCAAUCAUUGCUUUGCAGGGUGUUGGAUACAUAGGAUGCUGGCUAUUACUUGUUUUCUCUGGAGGAGUUCCUCUCAUGCAACUUAUGCAGGUGUUCUAUGGUCUCGCAACUGCUUGUGAAAUAGGCUAUUAUUCAUACAUAUACAGCGUUGUUGAUGCCGAGCAUUAUCAGAAAGCAACAUCAUAUGUGAGGAGUUCAACUCAACUAGGCCUUUUUCUCGGAUCCGCACUUUCACAGAUCCUAGUUUCAGUAGCUCAUAUCGAUUAUAUUUAUUUGAAUGUAAUUUCUUUGGUGAAUGUUUCUAUUGGAUUCAUCAUAGCUUUGUUCCUGCCAUUUCCAAAGAGAAGUUUGUAUUUUUAUCGUAAAGCAGAGCCUGUUAAAGCCAGUGUUGCUGAGAAUGUGGACGAAAUCGAUGAAGGUGACAUUACUGUGAUACCGCCAGUUACUGACAAUACUCAACCUGAUUCUGUUGAACAUGAAGCUGAUGUCCAGGAGUUAUCGUCAGCACCUUCAGGAUGUUCUCGUUGGAAAUCUGUAACGUAUCUACUUCUUGAAGACCUCAAACAUUGUUACUCCUCACCUCAACUCUUACGUUGGUCUGUAUGGUGGGCUUUAUCAACUUGUGGUUGGAUUCUCGUGGUUAAUUACAUUCAAAAUUUGUGGGAGUUAAUCUCGCCAAGUCAAGGACAUGAAUCUGAAGUAUACAAUGGUGCAGUAGAGGCUGCUGCUCAGAUUUUGGGUGCUGGAGCUGCUUUUUCUGUUGGUUAUAUGAGGGUUGACUGGAAAAAAUGGGGAGAGAUGUUCUUGGGGUGGGGUUCCGUUAUCAAGUCUGGUCUUCUCCUCAUCAUGUACAUGACAACUGAUAUAUGGAUUUGCUAUGUUGCAUAUAUUAUUUUCAUCGGACUCUACAACUUUGUCAUCACUAUUUCUCAAUUUCAAAUUGCUGUCGGAUUAUCCACUGAACGCUUCGCCUUGGUAUUCGGAAUGAAUACAUUUUUUGCAGUCGUGUUAAACUCAUUGUUGACCUUGAUAAUUGUUGACGAUGCUGUAUUGGGACUGGAUGCCAAAACUCAAUUUGUUAUUUAUAGUGGUUACUUCGGUGUCAUUGCCAUCACAUACUUGAGUCAUGGCAUCUAUGAUUUAUGCUGUAAAUCAAGACAAGCUACAGACGAGGAACCAGUUUUCAGUGAAGAAAUCGAAGAUCGACUAUUGUCAGCAACCGAUUAACCAGCAAAAAUACUUUAAAGAGAGGUUAUGGCCAAAUGUUUGGGGUGCAAAGAUCUGCUUACCAAAAUGUAGGUAUGGCCAACUAUGCUCUGAACAGAAAACCAUAUAUUGGCAAAGGGUUGACUUCAAAUUCAAAAGUAACCGUCAGUAUCACCACUUUAGCAUUAUUGCAAUGCUCAUCCACCAAGUGUUCUUUUUGUAUAUUCCAGAAGCCCAACCUUAUGAACUUUUGAUUGAAAGGACCAUGUGCAAUAUUAUUCAGAUCCAUAAAUAAUAAAUUCCUCAUGGGGUGUGUUACUAGCUCGCUAAGAGCUAAGUCCUAUAGCACAUUUUUUACUCUAGAUUUUUGAGACCAUAUAUGAUUAUUUUAUUGAUUACCUUUGAAAAUAACCGUCAGUAUCACCAAAUCAGCACUAUUGCCAUGCUCAUUUACCUAGUGUUUUUCUUAUUCAUCCCAAAACCCCAACUCUAUGAACUAUUGAAAGGAUCAUGUGCAAUAUUAUUUCAAAUAUUAAAUGCUCGCUUUGAGCGAAGUCGUAAUGCACAUUUAUUCCCAUUUUUUUUUUCUUUAGACAAUAUCUGAUGAUUUUAUUGUUUACAUAAUCUGUGAUCGAUUUGUUGCAACGUACUAGUAGAAUUGCCAAAUUGUCAUCUCUGUUUUUCUUAUCUUGUUAUUAGAAUGUGUUUGGUAGCAGUGAUUGUUUGUCAAUAGAAUGUUUAGUCCAACGUUUCCCAACUGGAACUCUUUUGGGGAUGAAUUUUGCUUUGUAUUCGUUGUAGUGUUACCGAUAUUCUUCAGUUUUUAUUAUUACUGUAAUCCUUAACGGUAUUUAUGAACACGUUUUUUGCGCAUAACACAAGCAAAGUAUACAGUUUAUCCACGCUGCGGAAAGAAAGAGUUUCAACAAAGGCAAAGUGAGGAAUUGAACAUAAAAGGUUGGAACCAACUGACCAAGGCCAAACACCUUUAUAAUAUAUUGAUAGUUCGUUAAUGUCUUUGUCAUUUGCUCGGUGUUUUGUGGAAUUUUAAUCCAUCGAUUGCUACUGGAAUUGUUACAACCUAUCUCGUGAAUAUACAAACGGUUUAGGUGUUUUGCGUUGAUGCUUUUUCUGAUCUACAUAUUUUGGAGAUUAAUAAGCUUGUAUUAUGUUUUUGUCUCUUGCCUAAUAAUAAAGAAUCAACACUUUGAACUCUGAAAUCAUGAAGUUAUCCAAUUGGAUAUGUCAGCAAUUAGCCAUUAUCAACGAUAUCGUGGGUAGAUAAAACAAGAGCGCGAUGCUCGGAUAUAAAGACACUGAUGGCAAAACAAUACCGGUAUUUGAUUAUCAAUUCGCCGUGAAUCGUGUGUGUUACGGUAACUUAUCUGUGGCUGUAGGCCUGUUUAUUAUUUGCUGUUAUUGUUUAUUUCUGAAAUAUCUGGUUUGUUGAGAACUGAUUGAUUUCAUGAACGGAAA